AUCUUUUCCCAUUGAUCAUACCCCCUAAAAUAUUGAUGAUUCGUAGCUCAACUGCAACUGCUCCCUUUGUCACGUUUGUGGCAAGUUUGCUUGUCAUUCUGGUAAAACGUGCUACUACUAGUACUAGUACUAGUAUUUCCCUCAGUCGCCCGUAGCGGGCCACAGCAAACUGAGAGACCCCAUCACUCACCUAGCUACUACUAGUACUACACCUCCAAACUGUCCAUCAACUGCAGACCAGGGUUGCAGAUCAAGCAGAACGCACCCUGAUAACCCGCGGCUAGGGCUAAGAAUUUGUUACGAGCCGUCAAAGACACUUCAGGUCACCCAACCCCAAGGAAAGACUGCUACAGUAACACGCUACCGCAAUGGCACAAGCGACGGGCAAUCCAUUCGGACUGACGGCGAAUCAUGAGAAGAUCGUCAGUGACUUCUUUGCGUUUGCGCGACUGAAGCGAACGGAGCGCCUGCUGGGUGUUGAUGGUACCGUGGAUGAUGUGAGAGACAGCAGUGUGUCCGAGGACGGUACAUACAGCGGCACGGAGAUGCUUGCAUUGCUGGACGGCCUGAAGGACACGCUGCACAGCAGUGUGGAGUCGGAGCUGAUCGACAGCGACUACACACAGGUUCUGCUGCUGUGUCAGCUCUUUCGCAAAGCACAGGAGUGGAAGCUGACGCUGGAAGCCGACAUCACCACUCUGGAGGACAGGCAAUUGCUUGAGGACGUUGCCAAGUUUGAGCGAGGUGAACUUCCCAACUCCAGGCUGCAAAAGAAACUGGACCCCAUUGAAGACCCUGGAGCCUUCAUGCGAAUGGAAAUUGAUCGGCUAAAGGAGGAGAACAAGCUAUUGCACCGCCAGCUGGAUGCAAAAUCAGAGGAGGCAACAUCUGCUUCGAAAGAAAAGCAAAGUCUUGCGACAACCCUUGACAGUACGAAGCAAGCCCUGGACAAAGCCACCGAGGAGAAACAAAGUGCCAGUGCAAACAAGGACGAUGUUCAGUCUCAGCUGGAUCAGACUAAAGCACAGCUUGACAAGCUCAAGGAAAGCAAGCCAGCUGCAGCAGCAGCAUCGGGAGAUACGGAGGAGAAACUGGCAGCAUCUUUACGUGAAAUUCUGUCGCUACAGGACGAGCUGAAAACAGCCAAAGAGGACGUGAGCAAGAAGUUCAAUGAAACAAGCGCUUACAAGAAUAUGAUGAAGAUGAUGGGUAGCAAGAACGAGCAGCUCCGAGAAAUGAGAACAAAGCUGGCAAACUACGAAGAGGAAGGAAAGUGAGCUAGUCAGACAACCUUGUCUGCCAGGAAAUUGAGAUUGAUUCGUAUCCUGGCCAAAGCACACACUGGCGCAGUGAACUGGAUACUACGUUUAAGUAUGGUCGUAACGAAUUUAUCACAACCGAGUUACCACGCCGGGUCUUGCCAUCAACACCCGUCAUCUCGUCUUGCCACGCAGCCUCACAUCGGGUGGGAACAGAGCUUCUUCCCACCCUGAUUAGCUGAACUGGACUUGCACUAGUGGCUAUCUUGCCAUGACCGGUCUUUGAUGAAUAUUUGACUUGUCUUUCUUGUAUUCUUUUAAAGGGUUUUGCAAAUUCCAGGCGUCCUAUCGAGCAGUUCUGGGAUAUGACAGACAGUAGAGGCAGCAAGUUUCGAGAAAUGCAGGACUUGUUAUUGUGAUGGCAUUGCGAACCGUUAUGGACCAUUAGAAAUAGUUUAUCAUUGCGAACUUCUGAAAUUAUACUAUCUGCUUUUUUACGAGUUUGUUUUAAAAGUACAUGUACUAGAAUGACACAGCCGCCAAGCAUGUACUUGCGGCUUUGUGCUGAGUUAUGUGCAAUCCACUAUCAUGAUGCCUUGGCAAUUCUGCCAAAGAAUCUGGCAAGCUGUGGCAUAGGAGUAUAUGGCGUACACAUGGCAUGUUUUCGUUAGUCUCAGAGCAGUGUGCUUACAUGUCAUGUAACUGGAGUGUAGCUGUGA
This is a messenger RNA of Sycon ciliatum, 1978 nucleotides long. RefSeq names its product leucine zipper transcription factor-like protein 1. Gene Ontology annotation, cellular component: cytoplasm. The record is from RefSeq and is a predicted model, not a curated record. The transcript is spliced from 12 exons. NCBI's taxonomy places the organism in Eukaryota, Metazoa, Porifera, Calcarea, Leucosolenida, Sycettidae. Bases 369 to 1277 code for a protein of 302 amino acids. Gene Ontology annotation, biological process: negative regulation of protein localization to cilium.